Messenger RNA from Corticium candelabrum, 1652 nucleotides. RefSeq lists its product as uncharacterized. The record is from RefSeq and is a predicted model, not a curated record. Bases 1 to 1509 code for a protein of 502 amino acids. The transcript has 14 exons. NCBI's taxonomy places the organism in Eukaryota, Metazoa, Porifera, Homoscleromorpha, Homosclerophorida, Plakinidae. Gene Ontology annotation, biological process: transcription by RNA polymerase I. Gene Ontology annotation, molecular function: RNA polymerase I core promoter sequence-specific DNA binding. Gene Ontology annotation, cellular component: fibrillar center.
AUGACAAACGAUUUUCCUUCGUUCUGUUUUGCAUCUCAUAGAUCGAGUGUGUCUUUGGGUGUUGGCCGUUCAUCAGCUUGUGCAACAUUGCCGGUAGCUGAUAACAGCUUGCUGUUGGCUUCUCGGAGACUAGCCAACUCGGAAUUGACUGCAAACUGGAAGGCAUUGUCGCCUUCUAUACCACUUGGAAAACCAAAUGAAGCAUUGGCAUUUUUGAGGCGUAAUCUUGAGGAUUUCAGUGGCCAUACUGUUAGAGAUGUCGAGAAAUGUGAUAUAUUGCCUACUAUUUCGGAAUUGUUGACAUAUCCAAAUCAUCCAGAGUUUUAUCUUACAAGUGAUGAGUGGUCAGAUUUGGUGACUCCUGUAAUGCUAGCACAGCGACAACAUCUGUUGAAUGGGAACGACAAACUUCUUGGAAAUUGUUUGACUGCAUUCUCUGGUCCAAGAGACAGUGGCUGUGCAGGAUUAGUUGUGCAUCCCACAGGAAAUAACAUGAGCUGUAUUAAUGUGUCAUUGCUAUGUAGCGAAUGUUGUGAGAGCCCUUUGAGUGAGAGUAGUGAGUCAAACCAGUCAACUUCUGGCAUAGACAGCGACUCAGACAGUCGAUCUGGUAUUGAAGAAGGUAUCCCUAACACCGGGUUACAGAAAUGGAAGCUAGUUACUCACCAGAAGUGGGAAACGGGUUGGGAGAUACAUCAAAUCAAUUCUACAGAAGUUGCUGAUGCAAGAGUUAUUGGUGUACGGACCGACUACGGAUGCUCUUUCUUUAAGGGUCCUUCUUGUAAACAGAUGACACAAGCACACGAGGAAUACAUGGCUGAAUUUGAGGACAUUAAUGAUACUCACAUAUUAGACUCUGACCUUAUUUCACCAUUUGGAGCUCUCAAAUCAAAAUCUAGAUUGAUGCACGUUUCAAUGAGUCCUCACAUUUUUGGAGAUGCUGUUAUCUCUACUGCAAGAGAAGGGUUGUACUUGUGGUCUCCUGAGUCAAGCUUACAGACUGUGAGAACUUACGAUCCUGUGUUAGUAGGAUAUGAUGAGAAGUGGACUCAGUGUUACUUUUCUGCUCAUCCUAGACAGAUUUGGAUGGCUACUAGGAGACUUGUAGAAAAAAUUGACUGCAGGACAUCAAAUUCAAGUCUACAGUUGUUAUCAUCAAGUCCAGAUGUGAUGAAGAACGUGUCAGUGUUGCAGUCACAACUGCUGCGACAGUUUUGUGUUCUGUUUGCUACAAAGAAGCACAUAGCUUUAGUAGAUGAACGCUUUCCAUCUCAACCGCUUCUACUAUGGGAUCAUGGUCUGCAGAGAGCUCCUUGUUUUCUGGAAGUCCAAACUGUACAUGAAGGUGACAGUUCAACUGGCUGCUAUCAUAUCCUCUUAGUACUAGACGUGUGUGAUCUGUGCACGAAGUUAGUGAUGAAAUCAUGUUGCACAUGUUGUCUUGACUAUCAUACAUGCUAUUUUACUCGGUUCAAGCAAUCCAGCAGAGGCGGUCAUGUUGACUUAUAGAGAUGGAGUUGAUGUUCAGUUGGAUGGAGGCAGUAGCUUGAGUAUAUUGAAUGGUGGAAAAUCAGCAAGAUUACCUGCUCAGUCUGGGAUUUACUUUCCUAUUGGAAAGUACAGUGAUUGGCCUGGAAAGAUGAGAUUACCAU